This is a messenger RNA of Halichondria panicea, 912 nucleotides long. RefSeq lists its product as uncharacterized. Lineage: Eukaryota; Metazoa; Porifera; Demospongiae; Suberitida; Halichondriidae. The transcript has a single exon. Bases 1 to 912 code for a protein of 303 amino acids. The record is from RefSeq and is a predicted model, not a curated record. Gene Ontology annotation, molecular function: nucleic acid binding.
AUGAGCCACUACCGCAGUUAUUUGCAUGGUCAAGAUGUAACGGUGUAUACAGAUCACUCUGCCGUUAAAGCGACUCUCAAUGCACCCAGCCCUUCUGGAAAGCACGCUCGCUGGUGGACCAAGGUCUACGGGGCUGGAGUCCGGAAUCUCAAGAUACUCCACAAGCCUGGGAAGAAUAAUGGUAAUGCAGAUGCUCUCUCACGUAGCCCAUGCAAUCCUGCCCCGGAAGAAGGAAUGGGAGAAGCUGAACUGCAAGUAGCAGCAAUCUCUUCGAACCUCAUCGGAGAUCACGAUCUCUCUUCUCUCUUGUCACAAGAUCACUCGUCUACAGAACAACGUAUAUCUUUCAGAGAAGAGCAACUCAAGGAUCCACUACUCUUGAACUCGAUCCACUAUCUAGAAGAUGGAACACUGCCAGAUGACGAUAAGAUAGCACGAAAGCUCAUUCUACAAAGUUCUCUGUUCACGAUCUCGGGAGGCAUGUUACAUUUCAUAGACUCUAAGAAGAAGCACCGGGUGAGGGUUGCCGUACCCAACCACCUGACUGGACAAGUAUUGGAUUUGUGUCAUCGAGGAUUAAAUGGAGGACAUUUCUCUGCCAAUCGUACUUACAAAACUCUUGCCGGAAAAUGGUGGUGGGAAGGAAUGUAUAGUGCUACCGAAAGAUUUGUGAAGAGCUGUCCGGAAUGUGCAAUCGUUUCGGGCACUGGUCGCCGCCAACCUCCUCCACUUCACCCGAUCCCAGUUCAUCGCCCCUUUCAAAUCGUAGGGGUUGACGUAAUGGACCUACCGGUGACUACCAAUGGAAACAAACAUGUUGUGGUGUUUCAAGAUUAUCUGACCAAGUGGCCCAUGGUAUAUGCUAUACCUGACCAGAAAGCCCACAGGAUCUCCCGCAUUCCUGUUUGCUGA